AUGCCAGUUAUCAAUUCAAAAGAAAGCAAAAGACUGACCACCAAUAUGUUCAUUCUUGGCCUCACUCAGCCAAGCGAUUGCGUACUUCCAAGAAAGUACAGACACUUCAGUCAGCAGCAGCUUGAUCUUUUCCGUGAACAGCCCAGUCUGGUUAUUCCAGAGCAGCAGCCUCCUCAUGUGGAUAACGACCUGAUUCCAGGUUUGAGCCUGGCGUUUUCUAGAAAUUGUGCAAAUGGUGAUACCCAUGGUCAAGUACGUCUUGUGUCAGAUCGUCUGAUUUCCAGCGAAUUGUCCAGAAGCGACUACGACUCCUCAGAUGAUUCGUUUCACUCCUGUUCUUCAGAAACUCCUACCGAGCCACAAGAGCCACCACAGAGAGAUGACGACGAGGAGCCACCUCGCAAGAUCAGAAAGAAGCUCAACUACAGGGUCGCCAUGAGCCUCUACAACAUCAAGAGAUUCCACGAAGAAGCCAAGAAGAAGUACUUGGCUUUUUUGGAAAGCAAGAGGGAGGAGGGUGUCAAUGCGUCCGAGGAUGUAAAGCCAUCCGAGGAAGAAAAUCAGCCUGAGGAGGAGCAGUGUGAAGAAACAGAAGAGGAGGAAGCCUCUGACGAUCUCUCCUUAGGCCGCUUUCCUUCCAACAAGGCUUCUGAAUAUUUCGAUAAGAGCUCUCCAGUUCAGCCUGUUGAGCUCCCUGAUGACCUCUUUGAAGACGACUUGUUUGAGGGCAACUCCAAUGGAGAAGUCAACGAGGACAUUGAGGAUUCUUCCGAGGACAGUUCCGAGGACAGCUCAGAGGAGGAUUCAGAAACCGAAGAAGACCUUCCAGAACACAUUGCAGCUAUUCGUAGACACCAGCAGACAUACGUGCACUCGAACUACGACCUUACUCGGUUGGACAUCCUCGCAAAGAAUGUCCAGAAACCAGAGGUGUUCAGAAGACUGCCUACGAAAACCCGUUUUUCGGAUGACGAGUCAGACGAGGAAGUUGUCUUUUCUAUUGACUUCGAAGAGGAAGCUCCAAGCGACGUUGUUUCUUGUCCAGGCAACUACUCCAUCAUUUCGCAGCCAUUACUCAAAGCACGCCAGAAGAUGUAUGGGGUCAAGAAGCCCAUUGUCUUUGAGGACCUCGAGCUCAAAAUGCCACAUUCACAUGUGGAGCUUGAAAUCGAGCGUCUUUUCAUCGCCACCGAUUUCGAACACGGAUGCCACACAGACGAGGACUACUACAUUGAGAUCGACAGCUUGAUCACCCGUUACUGUGCUCUCUACCGUGUGGCUGGACUGAGUAUCAACGAGACUGUUGCUCGCUAUUUUGUCCAAAUCAACAACAUCUACCAUGGUAUUCGGGUGGAUAUUGAAGAAAGCACCAAGCUUGUCAAUGGUCUCAUCAAUGUGCUCGAGUGCAAGUAUGCCGAGGACGAAAAAUUCGUUGUCGAUAUCAAGCAGCUCGAAACCCUCGUGACCAAGUACCAGGAGCUCGAGCAAAAAGUCAAGACCCUUCGCCAAGUCGGAAUCGUGGAGCGUUUUGUGGAUAGACACAGCUUCUCACUCAAUAUCCAGCAUCGACUCGAGCAGCUUUUCCAGGAGUUUUGCCGGGUCCACAUGGAGCAGCUCGAAAUCGAAGAUGAGGAAGAAGCCUCUUUUCUUCUCCACAAGCAUGUGUACGACGAGGCGUGCUUGUUGCAGGAUAGCAUGAAGGAGGAGGACUUUUUGGCUGCCUUCGAGGAGUACCGUCUUGAGUUGGAGCGGGCUUCGAGGUACUUUGGUGAUCUUCUUCUUCUCUUUUUGGAGGCCUACGAAUGGAAGAGUCAGCAGGUCAGGGAGCUGUCGCAGUAG
Molecule: messenger RNA, 1839 nt
Organism: Candidozyma pseudohaemuli
Lineage: Eukaryota; Fungi; Ascomycota; Pichiomycetes; Serinales; Metschnikowiaceae
Exons: 1
Coding region: 1-1839 (612 amino acids)
Source: RefSeq, a predicted model, not a curated record